Molecule: messenger RNA, 1068 nt
Organism: Plenodomus lingam JN3
Lineage: Eukaryota; Fungi; Ascomycota; Dothideomycetes; Pleosporales; Leptosphaeriaceae
Source: RefSeq, a predicted model, not a curated record
AUGUCCACCUUUACCUUUGUCGCCCUCGUCCUCGCCUUUGUCAGCAUCGGCGGCGUCCUCCAGGGCACCCGAUUCACCACGUUUAACAAUUCCGUCCUUGAACGCCGGGAGCAGAUACAUCGCGAGGCGAGCAUGGAGCUGAGACGCAGCCAACACGCGACCAUGGGUGCCGACCGGCAGGAGCGCAUUCGCACCUUUUUGGAACACCGCAUGUCCACCAUUGACGGCGAGCGAUCCUAUCACCGUCUCCUCCCUCCCGCAGACAACUGCUCCCCUGACACGCAUGAACGGGAGCUUGGGCGCAUGGUUCUUUACGGGGGGCUUCAUUCUCGUCUGUUCUUGCCUGUACAUAUGGUCGCCAUGGACAUGCAUGGGUUCUAUGAGGUACCUACUGUCCAUGUAACCGCCAUUCGCAUGAGGGGAGGCGCAUGGCAUAAUUCCGAGUACACUACACCAAUACUUGCCCCCUCACACGCCACACUACACCAAUACUUGCCCCCUCACACGCCACACUACACCAAUACUUGCCCCCUCACACGCCACACUACACCAAUACUUGCCCCCUCACACGCCACACUACACCAAUACUUGCCCCCUCACACGCCACACCCGUACACCCCACUUCCGCCCCCUCCAAAGAAAACCCGCGCAACCAUCUUCAAUACCACGCACCCUAUCCCCCUCCAUUCCCCUCCAUUCCCCUCCAUCUCUCUUCUUGGGCUUCGAAGGUGUACUCUAGCCAGUGCUUACUCUGCACUGGCUAGAGUAACCGGCCUGGCUGGGGUGUGGACAUGGGUUGGUGUGGGUGUGGGUGUCAAGGGAAAGGAAGGGACGCUGGGCGCGCUAGUGCGUGUGGUGCAGUGUGCGCUUGGGUGGAUGCGGUUAGACUGCUGGAUUGGUCGGGUGGGGGCUGCAUGUGGCACGGGUGUGGAUGGCUGCCGGGGGGUUGGUGAGGGCGGUGAGGUUGUUGGUGAGCUGUUGUGCUUGGAAGAUGAGAUUUUUCCUGAUUCGCAAUCAAUCAUCUGUGGCUGUGAUGAGACUGGGAGGCGUGGUGACGAGGGGAAUUAG